ACGUUUGCCUGCUGAGUGUUUAGAGAUCAGAGACUUUGACAAGCCGAGCUCAACUCUUCCCCCAGAACUUAUGAACCUAUCUGAAAGCUCUACGCGUUACAGUAAAAACCGCUUUGGAGUUUGUCCGGAAACUUAUCGCCAUCUCCCUUCCGAUAACAUUAUAGCGGAUCGUUCUGGCACGGAGGUUUAUCAUGUAAAACAUCCGGGAUUUUUGAGAUGUGGGGUUUUAAUAUUCUCUCGGCGGACUUUUGACUUCUGGAUCUGAAGGAGAGUUGUAGUUCUGUUUUCGUGAGUUUAUACAGGUUUAAACGUCCAUCAUGAUCGGGGAUGUAAGAACGCUGUAGGAAAGGAAACGAGCCAGAUGUAACGUGUUGCUAGCGGAGAAGUGAGCUGAGCUCUUGAAUUAUUCAAGAUUUAGUGGAAUCGUGAUUUCAACAAUGCGGGAUGCGUCUGGGAAUUUCAAUCUUCUACACAAGACUUGCUCUCUAGUGGUGUUUCUAUGUUUCCUACACAUCUCUGUCACUCUCAUAUAUUAUAUGAGAAAUUCAGAUUCAAGGCAAACCUUUGUACAAAACCAGCAAAGCCCUCAGAUCCACAGGAAACUGACCGAACAGAGAGUCGCUACAGAGGAGAGCAGUCUGCCACCUGUGUCUAAUGUCACAGAGACCGAGAGAAAGCUGGAAACAUGCCCCGACAAUCCACCUCGAUUGGUGGGUCCAAUGCGGGUAGAGUUUUCUGGCCCGGUCUCCCUAGACCUGGUGAUGUCAGAGAACCCAACGUUGAAGCCCGGUGGACGGUUUAAACCCACAGACUGCAUUGCCCAGCAGAAGGUGGCAAUCAUCAUCCCCUUCAGGAACCGCGACGAACACCUGAAGUACUGGCUGUAUUAUCUACACCCCAUCCUCCAGCGCCAGCAACUGGACUACGGUGUCUACGUCAUCAACCAGGACGGCGAGGAAACGUUCAACCGCGCCAAACUGCUCAACGUUGGUUACGCUGAGGCUUUGAAGGAGUAUGACUACGAUUGUUUUGUCUUCAGUGAUGUAGACCUCAUCCCAAUGGAUGACCGCAACUUCUACAAGUGCUUCAAUCAGCCCAGGCAUCUGUCUGUAUCUAUGGACAAGUUUGGAUUCAGGUUGCCAUACGUACAGUACUUUGGUGGCGUGUCAUCCCUGAGCAAGGAACAGUAUCUGAAGAUCAACGGCUUCCCAAACAACUACUGGGGCUGGGGAGGAGAAGAUGAUGACAUAUUUAACAGGGUUGCCUCCAAAGGGAUGUCUAUAUCAAGGCCUGAUGGGAUCAUUGGAAAAUGUAGAAUGAUCCGCCAUGAUCGGGACAAACAAAAUGACCCCAAUCCACAGAGGUUUGACCGAAUAGCUCACACAAGGCAAACAAUGGCAAGGGAUGGGAUCAAUUCAUUAACAUAUAAGGUUGUUACAAUUGAGAAAGACCAGCUAUUCACCAAAAUCACAGUGGAUGUGGGAAAACCAUGAUUCCUGCGUAGAGACCAACAUAAAACUGAGAGAAACCGCAGCGCUGGCUGUCGAAACCAGAUGUGCCUUGAUAGUCAAAUGGAUCAUUUUCAAAGUGGAUUCUAUAUUUUUAAAAAGACACGCAAGUACUUAGAAAUUUUUGUUUUGCCAUCUUUGCACAUGUGAUGGUGAACACAGGGGUCUGGACUCCUUUUGCCCAGUGUAUCAGAACUGUUCGGCUGCUAAAGGAGACACACAAGGGUUUCAGGUUGUCCUCGAGGUGACGGGCCAAACUUGUUCUGUCUCAGACACUUCUGCUGAGGAAAAAGACUAUAUUUUGAGCCAUUCAAUAAAAGCAGCAAAUUAAAGUGAACUGAAUUGCUGAUGAAAAUAUCCUUGUGGUGGGACAAAGUAUGUGAGUUGCUGUGUAUGGGAUUAUUUAGUUGUGUGUUUGAAAGCGAAUAUUUAAAGGAUCGAUUUAGUUAAUCAGCAACCUAAGCAAUGCAACAAAAAAAAAUUGAAGAUGUACCAAUCAAGGGUUGUUGAUACUGGCAAACUGGCAUUUAUGGGCUGUCACAUUUUUGUUUACUUUUAUUACGAAUUGCAUCUCAUUAUCUCGUUGCUGUACCAGGUUAUUUGUACUUUACAGAGCCUUUUAAAUGAUAUCUCUCUUUGUUAGGAGUGAGAUGUCUGAAUGUAUUGGCCUGCAUGGUUUUUGAUGCGUAUUUGACCAUUAUUAUGUUUGCUGGAACACCAAAGUGGCAGCCUUGCAUCUUAAAAGACAUUAAUUUCCUCCCUUCUGUUUGGUGCAUUAUCUUUUUGAUUGCAAAUCUAUCCAAUCAAAUGCAGCAUUAUCAGGCCAAGCUUUCAGAUUUGCUCUGUUCCUUUUCAUGCUUUUCGGUCCUUUAUUGCAUUGUGAAUUUCUCAGAUCCAUGCUGGUUAUUAAGGGCACAAGAAUAUUCAAGCUCUCUACUGUAAUGAAAACAUGAAGCCAUUGAGAACUUUGCUGAAUUGACCUGUUGAUACUUGUAUCUUUUUUUUCUCUCACAUGUGCUGGUCUGCAGAAAACAGUGUUUUAUGUUAAAACCUGUCAUUGUGGAAACCAAAAAUGCCUUUCAACUCUGUCAGGGGACGAAAUGCAGACGAAGCAAAUGAAUGUAUGUCAGCUGUUUGCUCAAGUGCUUUUCAAGAUGGCGACUAACAGCCCGUACACAAUGUACAGAAUGUUUAAGUUGCGCAGCCAAAUUUUUUCCUCUGUGCCGAGCACCCCAAAAGACCCAUAGAUUUUCUUUCCAGCUAAAAAACUCUCCAAUGCCUUAUAAUAAGUCCUUUGCAGCAGGAAAGAAAACUACCUCUCCACACGGCACGCCACUCGCAAGCAGAAGGGAUUAGCAGCUAAUGCUGUCUCUCAAACCAAAUGCUUUGGCAAAUAAUCUUGGGCUUUUUUUCCUCUUAGCUCAGUUAAAGCGAGGUCUAAAUCUGUUUAGACAAUGGUCUUUGUUUGAGAGCCAGCACAUAAUUAAUUGUAUUCUUUCUUUCUUUCUUUCUUUCCAACAACUUUUUUGUUUUCUAUUUUUAAUGUUCCUCUUACUUUAGUGUAAUGCAGUGAACAAUGAACGUAAUUUGGAAUUAUGGAAAGUAAAUAAUUAAAUUGGGUUUGAUUUAACUUUACUCUGUGUGUGUUGUGAAUUGUAAUAAAAGGCAGUCAUGUGAUGCGUUUGGCCAGAGGCAGCCAUCAUGGCCUUUUCAGCAGAAAACAUUGUAACUUUCCACGCACACAAACCAUUAAAUCUUGCCUUGCCACCGAUGCGAUCUUACCUCGGAGCUAAUGGUUUAUUUCUCUAGUUAUAGUUAUAU
Messenger RNA from Sinocyclocheilus grahami, 3329 nucleotides. Its product is annotated as beta-1,4-galactosyltransferase 1-like. The record is from RefSeq and is a predicted model, not a curated record. Gene Ontology annotation, cellular component: Golgi apparatus. NCBI's taxonomy places the organism in Eukaryota, Metazoa, Chordata, Actinopteri, Cypriniformes, Cyprinidae. The coding region runs from base 438 to 1493 and encodes 351 amino acids. Gene Ontology annotation, biological process: protein N-linked glycosylation; carbohydrate metabolic process. The transcript has 7 exons. Gene Ontology annotation, molecular function: cytoskeletal protein binding; beta-N-acetylglucosaminylglycopeptide beta-1,4-galactosyltransferase activity.